GUGUGUGAAGAUGAGAAAUACACCAAACCUGCUGUCAUUUACAGAGGUGAAAAUGCCGGGAUGAAAAUGAUUGAAUGCUUGUUACAAGAGCAGGAGGAAAUAAAAGAGAUACUUUCAACCAUUGAACCUAUGCAUUUGACAGAAGAACACGAUGACCUCAUUGAAAACGCCACACACUGCUGCAUUUGUAAAAAAGAUUUCUCCAUUAAUGAUAAGGGCUAUGGAAAAAUAGUCAGACAUCAUAACCAUCUGACAGGGGAGAUCAUUGGUCCAGCUUGUAACAAGUGUAACCUUAAUUGUGAGCAGGCAAAAUUUACUCCUGUGAUAUUUCAUAACCUGAGAAACUUUGACGCGCAUAUUUUAUGCGAAAGCCUCGGCCUGUUUAAAGACUUUCCUCUCAGAUGCAUUGCUCAGAAUUCUGAACGUUAUGUCAGUUUUUCUCUCGGUAAGCUUAGAUUUAUCGAUAGCUUCCAGUUUCUUCCCGCCUCAUUAGAAAGUUUGGUAGACAAUCUAGCGCAAGAUGGAUUACAAGCGUUUCCAUCCCUUCUGUCAGAAUGCAACUCUGAGGAGGAAGCCGAGCUCCUGCUUCGAAAGGGAGUCUAUCCUUAUGACUAUAUGGACUCCUUCGACAAGUUUGACGAGUCAUCACUACCAUUAAAAGAAGAGUUCUAUUCCACCAUUAAAAAAGAACAUAUUUCGGGGGAAGAUUACGAUCAUGCGCAGGCUGUUUUUGAUAGAUUUAGUAUGACGUCAUUAGGAGAGUACCACGAUCUCUAUUUGAAAACGGAUGUACUGUUACUGACUGAUGUAUUUGAGUCCUUUCGAGAGGUAUGCUUGACACAGUAUGAGCUGGAUCCCUGUCAUUUCUAUACAUCACCAGGUUUAUCGUGGUCGGCUUUACUGAAGAAAACGGAAGUUCAGCUGGAAUUACUCACAGAUAUUGAUAAAAUACUCAUGGUGGAGGCUGGCAUUCGCGGAGGUUUGUCACAGAUCUCCAAUAGAUACAAGAAGGCCAACAAUCCAUAUCUGGAGGAAUAUGACACAUCUAAACCCCUGACCUACUUACAAUAUUUAGAUGCCAAUAAUCUCUACGGGUGGGCUAUGGUACAGCCCCUUCCCAUAAGCGACUUUAAUUUCAUGGAAAAAGAAGAAAUUGGAAACUUUGAUGUCAUGUCUAUUCCAGAGACUGGAGACUUUGGCUAUAUACUUGAGGUAUCACUUCACUAUCCUCACAGGUUACAUGACCUUCACAAUUGCCUCCCUUUAGCGCCAGAGCAGAAGGUUAUCUCCAAUGAGCAACUCUCACCAUAUGCGCAACAAUUGUUAAGAAAAGUGUAUGGUUUAAACGAUGCUGAUCCAUUACCUACACGAGGUCAAGAAGGGAAGUUACUGGCGACUUUAGAGGACAAAAAUAAGUACAUCCUGCAUUACAGGAACUUACAGUUAUACUUACUGCUAGGGAUGGAACUCAAAGCUGUCCACAGAAUUUUAAAAUUCAGACAAGAAGCCUGGAUGAAACCUUACAUCGACUUUAAUACAGAGAUGCGUAAGAAGGCCACUUCCAACUUUCAGAAGAACUUUUACAAAUUGAUGAACGUUUCCGUCUUUGGGAAGACCAUGGAAAAUGUGAGGCGUCAUAAAAACAUUGAGCUGGUGCAUACAGAAGAAAGACUUUUAAAAGUCACUGCAAAACCAACCUACAAAAAUACAACCAUCUUCAAUGAAGACCUCGUAGCCGUUGAACUGCACAGAGCAAAAGUUGACUUGUUCAAACCUAUCUACUGUGGCAUGUCCAUACUAGACUUAAGCAAAUGUCUUAUGUACGACUUUUGGUACAAUUACAUCAAAAAGCGGUAUGAGCAAUCAGCUCAGCUUCAAAUGACGGAUACAGACAGCGUCUUAUUUUCUUGUGAAACUGAAGAUAUGUAUAAAGACAUGGAAUCCUCUGCAGAGUUCUUUGAUACGUCUGAUUAUCCAAGAGAACACUUCCUUCACAGCGAUAGGAAUAAAAAAGUUCUUGGCAAAAUGAAGGACGAGACCAAUGGGAAACCUAUUUCUGAAUUUGUUGGUCUUAGAUCUAAAAUGUACAGUUUUGUGUGUGAUAAAAAGGAAGAAAAACGUGCUAAGGGUAUCGCUAAGGUUACAGUAAAAAAGGAUUUGAAACACGCGCACUAUAAAAAUACUCUUUUAGAUGAGACCAGUGUUGUUUCUUCUAUGUCAUCCCUGAGGAGCCACAAGCAUGAACUUUUUGGCGAAACUAUUCAGAAAACGGGAUUAUCCGCCUUUGACGACAAGAGAUAUCUCAUUAAUGCGGUGGAUAGUUAUGCGUAUGGACACUAUAAAAUCUCUGACGAUAGUGUUGAUAUGGCGCCUGAAAGUGAUGCACAGACAUUUACAGUUGCGCCUGUAGAGGACUAUUCAACCAAUCAUGCUGCUCGUUAUCAAAUGCUAGAGGAAAAUGCAUUUACGAUUGGUGACUUUAAAAUCACUCCUUGUAUUAAACAGUAAAUACUCAUUUUGUAUCUAUGUACAAAUAAAUUAUAUUUCUAUUUAACAAAUGAACUAUACUAGAUAUCAAUAAAAUAAUGACAAAC
This is a messenger RNA of Ruditapes philippinarum (Manila clam), 2594 nucleotides long. RefSeq lists its product as uncharacterized. Lineage: Eukaryota; Metazoa; Mollusca; Bivalvia; Venerida; Veneridae. The record is from RefSeq and is a predicted model, not a curated record. The transcript is spliced from 3 exons. The coding region runs from base 61 to 2508 and encodes 815 amino acids.